GCUAACGUGACGUCACAUCGUCGCCAUUUUAUUAACAAAUUCAGUUAUACGACAUCAGAGCGGGUUUUUAUCGCGUUGUAUCUUUUGUACCGUUCAAAAUUGAUAAGAAAAUGGGAAAGUCGCGCAGUAGAAGUCGAUCAGCGAGCAAAGUAAGCAAAUCCUCAACAAAACAUAGAAGUAAACACAAGAAACGCCGCACCCGCUCGCGUUCAACGUCGAGGGACAAAAAUCACACGCACAGACGCAGUAGACUACGGUCAAAAUCUAGAGACAGAGAAAGGAAGAAAGCAAGACGAAGGUCCGCAUCUUCUAGCAGUUCAAGCAGUGAUGAUGAUCUCAUUAUCAGAGCAAAACGUAGAGAGGAGGAAGAAAAAAAGUUGGAGUUAGAAAGGCAACGACUGCAGCGACAAAAAGAGCUGGAAGAAAAGCUGAUAGAAGAAGAGGUAGCAAGAAGAGUUGAAGAAUUAGUAGCCAAGAGAGUGGCAGAAGAGUUGGAAAAACGCAAAGAUGAAAUAGAGGCCGAAGUAAGACGUCGUGUGGAAGAGGCCAAACAAAUCAUGGAGAAACAAAUGUUACUAGAGCUGGAACAUCAAAGGGCUUCAGAAAUUGAGUCACAAAAAAGGAAAGAGGAUGAAGAGCGACAGAAGCGACUUGAUCUGGAACGAAUCAUGGAGGAAAAUAACCGUAAAAUAGAGCAAGCUCAGCGCAAAUUGGCUGAAGAGCAGUUAAAGCUGGUAGAGGACCAGCGCAAGAUGUUGGAGGAGAAACAGAAACUAGAGGAGGAGGUGAGACAUCAGACCAGGCGGGAACAAGAGGUCAUCCUCAACAAGAAGAACGCACGCCCAAAACUCUCCUUCAGUCUGGGGGGGAAAUGAUCUGGUGGGGCAGUGAUGAAUGGGGAUUUUGUUCCUUCAGCCUGGGGGGGGAAAUGAUCUAUCAAGUGGUGUAGCGAUGUAUGGGGAUUUCAUUCAGUGUGAGAUUUGGACAGCUUUUUGCUGUCUUUAAAGAAAUCAUGAGUCUGGUGAAAGAAAUUUCUGUUACUUGUUAUCGCAUUGGAAAGUACCGGAUGUUGUGCUCUGUGCUAAUGUACAGCCCUUUCAAGCAUUGUGCUUUUGAAGGGCUUUGGAAUGUUUUUGCUUCCAGUAAGUAAAUUGGAUUUUAAAGGCAGUGAAUCCCUACUACGCCAACAGUCACCUACAGGAGUUCCUCGAGACAUUGAGUGGUUUCCAGCUCCAGUAAAGGCGUGUGACCAGUGUGCAUGCCACCAUGAACUCUCCUUUCCUGCUCACCACAAUGCACUGCAUUAGUGAUAGAACAAUUGUUCUUGUCCUCCAUUUAUAACUACCAAGAACUGGGUAUCGCUUUUAUUUGAAGGGGAUAUAUACAAUAUUAAAGGGUGGGCAAUUAUUUUCAAAUAUAAACAAUUUCUUGUUAAGCACCUGGCAAUCUACUGAUGCCGAGAGUUAUUUUAGCUUUUGGCCUGUUCAUCCUACAAAGCUAUGAUACUUGCAUGAUUAAUGUCUCAAACCAUCACCCAGGGUUUUUUUGGCCCGAUUUUAUAGCCGAAAUUCGGCUAUGUUCCAAAUCCCAAUAAGUAUACUUUUUUCCCAAAUUGUGGCAAAAAAUUCCCAAUUUCCAAAAAAAAAAUUAAAAAAAAUGUUUUUUUUAGAAAGAAGACUUAUGCGUAUUUUAUCUCAAUUUCAUUUCAAUUACAUCUAACAAAGUAUUAUAUGAUUUUGUUCUUUUAAUUUGAAUGAUUUUAAAGAGUUAUAUCAAAUUUAGUAUUUCCCUUAUCAGUGGACUUUUCAUGUGGAAAAAAAAGCUAGUGAAUUUAUUUUCCCAAUUUCAUGAAAAUGCCGAUAAAAUUCCCAAUUCCAAAGCCAUGGGCUAUCUUCCCAAAAAGUGGAAAAAAAACCUGCAUCACCUCACCUGACCUCUUUUUGACCUUAACAUUGACAUACUUUAGGGACAUAGAUUUAUUUAGAAAGGCAAAAUUCUGUGUGGACCUAAAAUUGCGAGUUUUGUCUAAAAUCAUCACAACUACAAACUUUGAUAUUUGCAUGCAUGAUGUCUUGGAACACCUGAACUCGUUUUGGUUUACCCAAUAAACUGUUCACUUUACAACAAUCAUGCUAAAUGCUGUGAUACUUAAUUCAACACUCGACUCACACACAUUACCUCCUUUUGGACUUCACAUUGACAUAGUUUUGGACUUUUGAGUUCCUCAAAUGGGCUAAUCAAUUGAUACUGAGUGGCUUAUGUGUUUAUUGAACAAAGCAUCAUGUUAUUUUGCCAAAAAUGGUUAUGAGAGUGAAUUGUUAUUUAUUGUUUAUGUACUGACGUGUCUGAAAAUCCAAUUAAUUUUUUGUGCAUAAUAGUUUUUUGCACUUUCUGUUCACUUAUCAAACCUGAUUUAUUGUAUAUAUUCCCUUCAAAAGCUGCUAGUCGCAUCAAGAAAAAGUCAGUAGGGUUUUGAAAUGGUAUCUUCCUGAGUACUUGUCAUUUAUUAUUUUCAAAGUGAUUCUUUACAUUUCAGCCAAAAACUUGGUUUAAAAUAGCAUUCAAUUUCACUGUACACAUAUUUUCCAAAUUGGCACUGCAUGUCUUUUUUUAUCUGUGGUGCCCAGAAAUUCUUCUAAACUUCUCCAUUGGACAUGAUUUGAGUGAUGCAGAUGUAAAGAAUUCAAUUUGUUCAAAUAUUUAUUCAUUCUGAUGUUCAUUUUCAGGAACACAGUUUUACACUGAUUUAUUUAUUUCUUAUGUAUUAAGUAGCGUUAUUUAUCUUUUUUGGGAUGACAAAUAUAAUGGAAGCUUUGGUAGACUAGGUAGAAGAAAUGGUAAGUAAACAAUACACAAAAACCUGUGAAUCUAACUAAAAUUUCAAAGUCAGAGAAGGAAUUGGUAAAAGUACUGAGCUUAAAUUUGACUGAUGGGUUUUUAAACAUUUAAUAUUGAUAACUUCAUAACAAGCAAGGCAGUUUCAUAAAUUGGUUUUCAGGUAAGUUUAUAGUGCAUGAUUCUGCUUGUACUGUGCAUUUUGGUUAUCCUCAUUUGAUCAGAAUGAUAGAGAAUCUUGGACAUUGAGCUACUCUGUGAAAAACAAUCUUAACCCUUUCAGUGCUGGAACCGAAUUUUGAAGGCCUUUGCAAACAGUUUGGAUCCAGAUAAGACGCCACAGAACGUGGCGUCUCAUCAGGAUCCAAACUGUUUGCUAUUCUGAUAGUAUUCUUUGAAAAAAUCGAAGAAAAUGCUAAUUUUAGAAAUUCAGCAGAUGACAUUUUAGCAGACAACAAAUUUCCCAGCAUGCAAAAGGUUAAUGCACAUAAGCAAAGUAUCAUCCCAGAUUAGCUUGUGUUUUCCUCAAAGGCUUAUCAUGGACAACUCAUUCCAAGUUUCAUGUAGACGAAGUCUCUUCUAAACGAAAAUCCUAUGUAGGUGGAAAGUGCGUCCCUGAUAAGCAUGUGCGGACUCCACAGGCUAAUCUCUGACAACAAUUUUGCACAUGCAAUCAGCCCAUUUUAAGCUCUCCCAGUCUAAACUGGGGAACAUAUUGUUUUGGCCCUGUCUGUUUGUUAGUUUGUUUGCGUCAAACUUUAACAUUUGCCAUAACUUUUGCAAUAUUGGAGGUAGCAACUUGAUAUUUGACAUACAUGUGUAUCUUAUGGAGCUGCACAUUUUGAGUGGUGAAAUGUCAAGGUCAUCCUUCAAGGUCAAAUAUAUGGGGGGGACAUAGUGUUUCACAAACACAUCUUCUUGUAUAUGUGGCUCAUUUGUAUUCUGUCUCUUAUUCCAGGUUAAUCAAUUUUGACAGGUGUCUAUGUGGACUUUAUGUCAUUUAACUUUUAUCCACUGGUUGUUAUCAGAUAAUUAAUUAUACAGAUCUAUAUCUUUUUGUUUUCAUUUCAUGAAUAUGUGAAUAAAAUAUUUUUCAUAAUAUUAAAAUUUUGUGUUGUUUUAAAACUACAGGUGUCGCAAACAUUUUUAAUUUGUUGACAGAUUUUAAUAAGCAAUUCAUGCUGCAAUUCAUUGGAUUUACUUCUUUUUUGAAGGCUUUAUUCUACUCCUUACUGGCAAGAAAAACGUUUUUACACGUUUGUUUAAAAAUUUAAAUAAACCUAUUAAAGUUUGAAAAAAAUUGGCGCUGCUGUGCAACUUUUUGUUUUAACUUCAUUUAUUGUGUUUAUUAAUGUUUCUUAUUUAAUAAUUUGUCGCUUAAAAAAUCCAGGCAAAAUUUUUUAAACAAAAUGUGAACCUUUUUUAACAUAUCAGUAAUAAUAGUUUAAUUAUCUGAUUUCUAUAGACAAUGUGUAUAACAAACAUAUGAUAAAACUAAAACAUCCUGAAUAACUUCAUUGAAAAAGUAUUUAAUGGGAGUUGGAUGUUUUUGUACAAAUUAAUAAUUUGUCUCCAUACUUAUUUAACAUAACAAAUUUUACAAAGUAUAAUUAUUGAUGUGCAGUUAAAAAAAAAUUAUUUUUAAGCAAGUCAAAAAGCAUCCAAAUGUUUUCUUAAUUUAAUAUUGAGUGUGGAUGUAUUGCUUCCAGAUGAUGUAAAUAUUGUAAAGCUUCACAAUAUAAUUAUGUUGUACAUUACCAGGUUCUAUAUAUCAGCUAGGUAUUGUUCUGUGUUUAUCUGUUUGGAAUGUUGAGUACGCUGUUUGUGUCAUAAUCCUUGCAAUAAAGCUGUUCAACCACUUCUGGCAUGAAAAUUGUUAUGAUACAAUCUUGACAGAAAUGGGCAAUGAAAUGCUUUGAUGUACAGUUGUUGUAUAAUAUUUGCAAGUUAUAGCAUUUGUUUUAAGAAUGUUAAAAUGUUAGUCACGGACAUAGUAUUUAUGAUCAUCUGUUAUAAAUUGUUUUGCUGUGAAAAAUUGAUAUGUAAAAUAACUAGAAUGUAAGUAAAUCCUCAAACAACA
Molecule: messenger RNA, 4915 nt
Organism: Dreissena polymorpha
Lineage: Eukaryota; Metazoa; Mollusca; Bivalvia; Myida; Dreissenidae
Product: arginine and glutamate-rich protein 1-like
Exons: 5
Coding region: 111-875 (254 amino acids)
Cellular component (GO): mitochondrion; nucleoplasm
Molecular function (GO): cadherin binding
Source: RefSeq, a predicted model, not a curated record